AUGGCUGUCCAUCUGCCUCGGUUUUGGCUUGAUCAUUCAAAAUCCCAGGAGCCACCUGCCAAUAUUGGAGAGCACUCCAAGCUAGCCCCAUCUUUGAGAAGCGAGAAACCCCAUGUGCUGGUCCAAUUAAUGUCAGUGAGAGCAUUCUGGAUCUCGACGUCGGUUGGUGUCGCCACCGUUGCAGUAGAGAAGCAGGGUUAUCAUACAUACAUGGACCCAAUCCUGGCGGUAGCAGGCAGGUUGACGGAGCUUGUAGAUAUCACGGCAAAUUCAAAGCUUUGCUUUGGUCCUCUCCGCGGCCUUUGCAAAGACUUGUCUCAUCUAGACUAA
Messenger RNA from Cantharellus anzutake, 330 nucleotides. RefSeq lists its product as uncharacterized. Lineage: Eukaryota; Fungi; Basidiomycota; Agaricomycetes; Cantharellales; Hydnaceae. The transcript is spliced from 3 exons. The record is from RefSeq and is a predicted model, not a curated record. Bases 1 to 330 code for a protein of 109 amino acids.